AUGCCCUCGGGAGGCCCGGCUUGUAUAACAUGCCGUGAAAAGUGUCGCAAAUGCGACCGCACAAAACCCGUUUGUCAGAGAUGCAUUACCAAAGGCCUUGAGUGCAAAGGAUAUCCGGACAAGUUCCGUUUUGCCGGGAUAGCAACCCGGGGCAAGUGGAAGAACAGGGCGGUCCCUACUGUGAGCCGUGACCAUGCUGUCCGGACUCAACCGGGCACCGGAACUGAUCAUCCAGAUACCAGCCAUGAAGAAUCUGAAUCUGAUCAACAGCAUCCAAGUGCUUUGCCCUCUUGCGAGGAUCGGAAUAUUGAAUGGCUGCCUAUUCUCGACCAUCCAUGGCCACAGUCGGAAGGGCGAGCCGUGGAGUUGGAUGAUUUAUUAAUGCUAGAACGGACGGAGCUGUUGUUGGCACAUUGUAUACUGUUACUCCAGGAUGUGAGUUGA
This is a messenger RNA of Penicillium mononematosum, 444 nucleotides long. RefSeq names its product Zn(II)2Cys6 transcription factor domain-containing protein. Gene Ontology annotation, cellular component: nucleus. Gene Ontology annotation, molecular function: transcription cis-regulatory region binding; zinc ion binding; DNA-binding transcription factor activity, RNA polymerase II-specific. Lineage: Eukaryota; Fungi; Ascomycota; Eurotiomycetes; Eurotiales; Aspergillaceae. The coding region runs from base 1 to 444 and encodes 147 amino acids. The transcript is spliced from 3 exons. The record is from RefSeq and is a predicted model, not a curated record. Gene Ontology annotation, biological process: positive regulation of transcription by RNA polymerase II.